Molecule: messenger RNA, 7656 nt
Organism: Tetrahymena thermophila SB210
Lineage: Eukaryota; Ciliophora; Oligohymenophorea; Hymenostomatida; Tetrahymenidae
Product: latrophilin/CL-like GPS domain protein
Exons: 21
Source: RefSeq, a predicted model, not a curated record
AUGAUUAAACAGAUUUCCAUAUUUGUUUUCUAUUUUAUAUUUUUAGCUAAAUGCGAAGACUUUAGUUCAUUAUUCUCGACCAACUACACUGAGCUUGCUCCUGAUCCUACUUAAAUUAUGACUUUUCAAAACACUACAGCACCUAUGUAGUUUACUUAGUAUUAAAUAAAUAACUUUUAAGCUGCAUACUAGAGUAUUUCUAUUUCAAUGUGGGUUAGAAUAACUCAAACAACCAUGUAUCAAGGGAGAAAAAUUCCUCUUUAUUUAGUUAGUUCAAGCUUAAACGGAAAUAUUGACUAUUCUGACUCAAGAAACGUAAGACUCCUAUUCAGUGCUUAAAAUAUGACAAAUGGUCUGCAAGUUACAUUUGAGACUUUCUUAGCAUCAGGUUCUCAAUGCUUUCAAGGCAAUCUUCCCGUUGUUGACGGUUCAAAUUGGUUUUUUAUAUAUCAUGGAAUUAAUUUAUAAAGUUUCAGAACUUCUUGUUACAUUUAUUCUCCUUCUAUCCAAGCCUAGGCUUUUUAAGCAGUAUCAACAGGAACUACUGCCAAUAACAAUUUAGGUUCUAGUUUUACAAUAUUUUUAGGAGGAGUUUUGAGACCAGCCUUCGCUAAUUGGUUUGGAGCUGUGAGCAUUCCUAGAGUUUAUGUUAAUUCAUAUUAUGAAGAUAUAAACUCAAUAAAUAAACUUUUAAUGAUAGGAAAGUUUACAUAAAUUUAUAGAGAAUACCUUUCUAUCAAUAGCCAGCUAGGAAUGUCGAUAUAGUAUCCUAACUCAUAUAAUUUUACAAAUUACAAGUCGAGUUAAAAUGUUAACAGCUUUAUAAUAGAUGGAUUUACAUUUAUUUCGUUUUCAUUUACAACUUCUGUGGAUUGGCCUUUAUCAUAAAUACUCUUAUAAAUAAUUCCAACAAAUCCCUUAAACAGUAAUAGAAUAGUUGUAGAUGUUUUAAAUAACAAUUUAAGAAUAACUUUCAAUGGCUUUACCUAUAAAUUUGCAAAUUUAAAUAAUCCGGAGUAAUUAACUAAAAACUAGUCUUACAAUUUAUUUAUAUUUCUCUAUAAAGCUCUUGGAAAUACUGUUUUGAUGGUUAAAUACUAUUUAACAACUGUUAGAAAUCAAUUAGAUGAUUCUCAUUAUUAUGAUUUUUAAUGGGUUCCUCUAUCAUCACCAAUUGAUAUAACAAAUAACAAUUAUUAUCUGUAUUUCGGCAAAGCUUAAACUAAUAUUUUGAUUUAUAACGUAUUUGUAUCUAAAGGUGGUUUAUUCUAUAGAAAUUCUUAAGAUGAUUGCUUAUAUACUUUGAUGGAUUUAAAUACUCCUAUAUCUAAUAGUGGCAAUAAAAAUUAUCCUUUUGCCAGAUAUUGUGUCUUUUGUAAAGAUGCGGGUAGUUAUGUACUGGAAAAUUAAAAUACUAAUUCUUUUUGCUCUGGUUCUUGUGGUGGCAAUUAUUUAAAUUUAAACUAAGCUUCUCUAUUUUGCUAAAACGCAAUAUUAAAUAUGAUCCCAUGUUCAGACACAGUAAAUUGCUUAUAAUGUUAGUUUGCUCCAGCUAAUUGCAUUACUUGCUAAUCAGGAUAAUAUGCAAAAUAAAUAUCACAAUAUUAGACUUAAUGCACAUAAUGUGGAAAUAAUUGUUCUGCAUGUACUAAUGCACAAUAGUGUACUUAAUGCAACUCUAAUUAUGCUCUUUCUAAUCUAUAAUAAUGUGUUUCAUGCUCUAAUUAUGAUAGUGAUUGUUUAACAUGCAAUACAAAUGGGUGUACAUAAUGCGGCACUAAAAACUUAGGUAUUAAUGGAUAAUGUGUGUAGAAUUGCGAUUAUGGGUAAUAUCUCCAAGUUGUACCUAUAAAUUAAUGUGUGAAAUGUGAUAAUAAUUGCCUUGCUUGCAGUCUUAAUUCCCAAAAUCAAUAUACAUGCAGUGUUUGUAAGGAUAGAAUUGUAAAUCAAAACGGUGUAGCCUCUUAAAUAUUUUAAGAUUUUUAAAACUCUAUCUAAUCUUGUGUUACAUAAUGUAGAGCAGGUUACUUUGGUAAUGCUGCUACAUAUUAAUGCUAGGCAUGCUCAAGUUAGAUAUGUGCUACUUGCUAAAACUCUGCUGAUAAUUGCUUAUAAUGUGCCAGUACCUAUAAUUAACUUAAUGCAUUUGAUAAAAAUAAUAACCCCAUUACAUUAUGCUCUAAUGAUUGUAUUAACUACGCUUCUUUGGACUCUAAUGGAAAUAUUUAAAGCACUCCAAUUUCAAAUAUUAUUAGUAAUAUAGGGUUUUACGUUAAUGCUGCUCUCAAAUAAUGUUCCCCUUGUCCAACAGGUUGUACUUUAUGCAAUGGAAAUACUUAUUAGCAGUGUACAGCAGCUGAUAAUUUACAUACUUUCUUAAAUUCAGGUGAUUCUUCAACCUAUUACUCUGACUCAUGCAAACUAGGAUAUUAUUUUGUUUAAUUGCCUAAGCCCACAGAUCUUAACAUUUAAUGUUUAAAAUGUGAUCCGAACUGCUUAGGAUGCUAAUCUUACUCUAAGACUUUGACAACUCCGAAUGGCAAACAGUGCACAUCUUGUUCUUCAGGCUCAUUUUUAGAUUCAAAUUUGUAAUAGUGCGUAUAAUAAUGUUCUUCUGGAUAUUUCCAAAACAAAACUACGAAUACAUGUGAUAAAUGCUAUACAACUUGCAAGGAAUGUGUGGCAGGGACUAUGAACGAUUGUACCACAGCAUGCUAAAAUGGGGCUACCAUUUAAAUAUUUGAUAGCACGAACUUAAAUAUUUUUUCUUGUGUUCUUAGUUGCAGCAUGGGAUACUACUUAAACGUAAAUGUCACACCAAUUUAAUGCUAAUAGUGUCCAUAAUAAUGUGCUACAUGUUAAACAAACAGUGGUUGCACAAGUUGUGCAGCUAAAUAUUUCAGGGGACCAGUUGUUGCUAAUUAAAAUUACUUAACCUGCACAACUAACUGCACAGCUAUGGCUUAACCAGAUUAAUUGGAUCAAAAUCAUAUAAUUGGUUAUUUUAACAACCCUGCUGGAAAUAUUUGCAGUGAAUGCCAUCCAUAUUGCUCUGCUUGUAACUCAGCAAGUUUAUUAGAUUGCACUUAGUGUACUGUAUAUCAAGGAAUUUAAUUUUAUUUAUAGAAAACUAUAGCAAACGCAGCUUCUGGUUACUGCACUUAAUCAUGCUUAGAUGGCUAUAUUCAAUAAGGAGGAGCAAAUUAACCAUAUGUAUGCUAAUCUUGCACUUAACCCUGCUUGACUUGCUCAUAAACAACAGACAAUUGUACUUCAUGCUAUAGUGGAUUUUACCUUAAAACAACAACAAGCCCAUAGACCUGUGUUGACUAAAAUAGUUGUGGCUUGGGAUACUAUGGAGAUAGAAAUAGUCUAAAAUGCUAAAUUUGUGAUGCCUCUUGCUAUUCUUGCUCUGGAACAUCAACAAAUUGUACUAGCUGUAAAUCAGGUUAAAAGUUAAAAAAUAAUAUUUGCAUUUAGGCAAGUUAGUAUUGCGGUGAUGGAUACUUUGAUUAUAAAGAUCAGGCAAACUUGUUAAGCUGCUAAAAAUGCGAUUAAAGUUGCUAUUUAUGUAAAGAUGAUUCUAUGUCUUGUACUGCUUGCAAAUUGGGACUGUUUGCAUAUAACAAAUAAUGUAUCUCUUAGUAAGAUUGUUUAGCCAAAUUUAUGAUUCCAGAUAGUAGUUCAGGAAUAUGCAUGCCUUGCGCAACAGGUUGUCUAUAAUGUAAAAAUACACCUACGAAUUGCUAACUUUGUGAUACUAGCCUUUAAUAUUACUUUUAGUCUCCAUCAAAAUGCGUUUUAACAUGUGAUCCAGGCUAUUUUCCUACUACCUAGAAUAACAUUUAAGUUUGUUCAUAAUGUUACAGCACUUGCUCUUAGUGUAAAGACUCUACUCCAUCAUCUUGUUCUGCUUGUAAUCCUGGUUAUUACUUAACCUAAUCUAAAUAAUGUGUUGCAACAAAGAGCUGUCCUGAUGGAUUUUAUGGAGAUGAUUUAACAAACACUUGCAAACCAUGUGACUCUAAAUGUGCCACUUGUUUUAAUCCUAAAAAUAAUUAAUGUAACUCUUGCAACAAGGGAUAUUACUUGUAUAAUCAUUCUUGCUAACCUUGCAUGACAGGUUGUAUAGAUUGUACCAGUUUGCAAAAUUGUAAUCAGUGUGAUUCUACUUAAGGUUAUUUUUUCUAUCAGCAGGCUUGCUAUAAAACAUGUCCAAGCGGAUAUUUAGGAGAUAUUAAGCAAUCACCCUCUUGCAUUUAAUGUGCUUAAAAAUGCUUGAUAUGUUCUGGUAAAAUUGAUACAUGCACUUAGUGCAAUUUAGGAUAUUAUUCAAAUGCUAGUGAUUGUAGCCCUUGCUCUUAGUAUUGUUAAUAAUGUACCAACUCAACUACCUGCCAACAAUGUUAAAGUGGCACUUAUCUUAUAAAUUCUGGUUGUACAACUAAAUGUCCAAUAGGCAUGUUUGGAAAUUAGAUUACUUAGAUGUGCUAAAAUUGUGAUACUUCAUGCUCUACUUGUAAUGGACCUUAUUAAUUUGAUUGCCUAUCAUGUUAAGACCCAUCUAAAGUGGUGAAAGAAGGAGUUUGUGUUGAUCCUAAUCAAUGUAUUGGGUCAUACUUCUUAGAUAAGAAUAAUAACUGUUCUCCAUGUGACUAAGGAUGCUUAAGCUGUAAUUAAACAAGCUCAAAUUGCAGCUUAUGUGAUUCAAAUUAUUUUUUCACAAAUUACUAUGCAAAUGGGUAAGUAGUAACAAGGUGCUUUAAAGUAUGUCCUACUGGGUACAUUCCUAGCUCUGCAUAGGACCAAUAAAAUUAAUCUAACAUUUUAAACUAGUGCAUUUAAUGUACCCAAAAUUGCACAAGCUGCGCUGCUCCAUUAUAUCUAUAUGGAAAUCAAUGUUUAGCAUCCUGCCCAAAUGGUUUUAUAGGUAGCACUAGCAGUAAUACUUGUAUUAAAUCAAAUAAUAUUUUUUGUUAAAUAAAUAAUCUCCAAUCAUCUUCAGUAUUAGAUCCCACAAAACCUCUUUCUUUUUAAGGAUAUUUGGCAACUACUUAACCUAUAUCUACUAUGGUGUGGACUCUCUCUUCUCAACCAUAAGGUUAAUAAAUCCUUACAGUAAACUAAUAAGGAAUUCCUAGUGGUGUUUUUAAUACCUAAAAGGUUUUGAUUUUACCUCCAAAUACUUUAUAAGCUGGAACUCAAUAUUAAUUAUCUCUUCACGGAACACUAACAGGUUCAUCUGAUGUUUGCGAUAAAUAACUACAAUUUAAAACUUCAUCUUAAAUCUAAAAAGGCACAUUAAGCGUUUAGAAAAUACAGUAGUAAUAUAAGCUAGAUACAACUAUUCAAGCUUACCAAUUUACUAUCAGCGGAUUCUCUACAAGCGAUAGUGGAUAAAAUAUUAUGUUUGACAUCGUUUUAAUAAAUUCUUAGACUAAUUUAGUAAGCAUCUUAGUAGCUUAGCAGCUAAGUACCUCAUAGCCUAUACAGUACACAUAUUUAUUACAAAAUCAGUUAGAAAUUUAAACUUACAUUCCUUAAGUUAUUGCUUACACAGCAAGCUCUCAGGUUUCUGUGUAAUCCUCAACAUAAAUAACAACAUAAGGUACAAUAUCAAAACAAAAAGCUAUUUAAUAAAUAAAUUCAACAGUCACUUCUGCUAAAUUCUUAUUUAGCUCAUUAGAUGAUAUUAAUUACUUAACUAAUCUGUUUUAUUAAUCUUACUUAUCUGACUUCAAAACAACUCAAAAGAACUAAAUUGCGUUCCAAAGCUUUUUUGAUGUCUAUGAUUCUUUGAAUGGCAAUUACUAGAGUACAUGCAAUCAAUCGUUCUUUUGUAGCAACUAAGGAACUUGUGCUGAAAGCAAGUCUUAUAUUAGAAAAUGCAUAUGUAAUAAGGAUUACAGUGGAGAUAAUUGUGAGUAUCUUGGUACAGAAUUUGGUAGUAUUAAAAAUUUGAUUAGCUCUGUUACUUCUUCAAGUUUAAUAACAUCACAAAGUACUAAUAUGCAAUCAAAUUUACUUAAAUUAAGUAUAAUCCACAAUUUAAGCAUUGCCAAAGGGAUUUUAUCCCUUGAAGAUUUAAGAAUUCUGAUUAGUGUUUUCUUUUACAUUCUAUAAUAAGGUACUACUUAGAUACAACUUACUGCUACUUCUUUCCCAAUAAUAUAAGAUACUAUUCAAAAUAUUUUAAGAAGUAUGUUUAGCACUUCAGCUCUCUCAAUAAUAGAUAAGGCAAAUAUAGAUAAAUUAAUUUCAAUGUACGAAUAAAACAUAUUUUUAUCAACUCAAUAUCUUGCAGGACAAAAGAAUUACUAUGAAGAUGGAUUAUUUUCUAAAUUUGAAGUUAUUUAUUUGAAUAACUAAGCUAUAUCUGGUUCUACCAAAAACGUUUUUACCAUAUAAUCUUAACUUAGUAAUGCAACCUAUUAAAUUCCUCUUUCCUAUUUGUAGAACAACUCAACUGUGAUGUACUUUGUAUCAAUAUAGUAAAAAUAUAAUAUUUAUAACUAAUACACCAGCUAUGGCUAAUUCUCGACUUCAUUGUUUAGCUCUCUGAGCCUAAUUGAUGGAUUGGGAGCUAUUAUAGAUAUUUCUUCAUUUGAUUAGGGUAUGCUAAUUUAGUUACCUAAGAACUACAACUAUAACACUGUAACAGGAAAUUCUGGUCAAAAGUAUUACAGAUGUACUUACUUAUAAGAGUAUACAAACAAAUGGUAGGAAGAUGGCUGUUAAUUUGUUUCAGAGACACUAACAUAAAUAGUUUGUUCAUGCACUCAUUUAACUACAUUUUCUGUAUAAUCUAUCCCAUAUAAUUUGUAGUAAAAACCUACACAAUUAGAUAUCUUAAAUGCAAAUGGAUGGAGUAAUUUACAAGAAUUUUUAAAUAACCACAAAGAUGGAAUAGUUAUUCCAGAUACUCCUGAAGUUGUAUAGCCAAGUAAAUGGUUUCCAAACCCCAUCGGCCUUUACGCGUUAUUAAUAAUAUUAGGUCUUUACAUAAUAUUCUCAUAUACUUCUAUCUGGAUUUAAAGCGAUAAAGUUGUAGCUGAACAAAAGAGACAUUUAACCUAUCACCCCUUGCUUUCUAUCAUUUUUGGACAAAACACUUAAGAAGUGUCAUCCUCGAUGAAAAUACUCUAGCUCUUUAUUUAAAUAAUAGGAAUAUUAUUUAUUAACUGCUUUUUAGAUACGUUGAAUGUAGCUUUAAGGGUUAUUAUUUGCAUAUUAGUAAGUAGCGCCUUCCAUUCACUUAUCUUUAGGAUCUACAAUCAUAAAAAAUAUUAGAAAGUAACAAACUCUUACCCUAAUUAAAAAUAUUUAUCUUAAGUUGACUAAAUAAAUAUGAAUUAUGAUCUAAGAUAAUUUAAAAUGACUUUCUAUAUAAUAUGUUCUGUUCUUUAUCUUAUAGAGGGUAUAGGAUUGUCUGUUGCUGGAAAUUUAAUUGAUACAAAUAAAAACUUAGAUUUCAUAAUUUCGUGCGUAAUAUCUAUUAUUAUAGAUAUUGCUAUUUUAGACUCUUUGAUUUUUCUUAUUGCGCAUUAUGCUUUGAAAAAUAAAGAAAAGCUUUCUUAUUUCUUCAAAAUAAAUGGGUAUUACGACUUAUUGAUAAGCAAUUAUGUUGGAAUUAGACAAAAUGAAUAAGAAUUUUGA